Molecule: messenger RNA, 2004 nt
Organism: Ectocarpus sp. CCAP 1310/34
Lineage: Eukaryota; Phaeophyceae; Ectocarpales; Ectocarpaceae
Source: the annotation of a GenBank genome assembly
AUGCCCGAGAAGAGCCCCAAUCGAAGAGCACCCGGCUCACCCCCCGCCUUUCGCCCAAACUCCAACGCCGUUUUCCUCGGAAAAACCCAGGUCUCAGCCUGGGGGCGUGCGAACGACCUCCCCCCGGCGCCGCCCCGACCGCCGGUAACCGUAUCCAGCGCGAACGACUUCCCCGCUCAGGACUCCGACUUCCACCGACCGGCAGGUACCGGCAAGCCCCCAUCGGUGCUGGCCGCUGCCAAGCGCGGCGACAACACCAAGAGCAACAAGAGUAACGUCAGUUGGUCCCCUUACGUGUCGGAUUCCGAAGAAGGAAGCGAGGACUCAGAGAGCCUGCCGUGGGGGGUAGGAAAGUUGGGAGGCGGAGGUGGCAGAGGAGGUCGAGCGGCGGGCGGAAAGAUGGGGAAGAGGGACGGCGUGGCGGUAGCUACCGCGGGGAGCGGGUACGCGAGUGGCAGUAAACGAGAAGGAAACGUCGGCGGUGGUGUAGGGAAAAUAGCGCAGGAAGGGAGGGGAUCCGACCGGGGGGGAGAAGAGGGCUCUGACGACAACAGUGAUGAAGACGAGGCCGACGAAGACAUUCACGCUCGAGAGGAGUUGCUUGAGGUCGAGCUUCAAGCGGCGAAAACGCGGUGCGAGGAGCUGAGACACCACCUACAGGAGACGAAGUCCAUGAUCCCGGCGACGGCCCUUGUGGUCGUGGAGGGCGGCGGUGGCGAAGGCGGGGGUGGCGUUAGAGACGGCGGGCGCGGCGGGAACGGAGGCGUAGCCAGUGUUCGUUCCGGCGGUGGUCACGACCGCCUCGAAGCCGGGGCGGCAGACGACAGCUACGCAGCAAAACGUCUCGCUGCCGUGGCUUCCGGUUCAUCCCUGGGGCGGGAAAAGAAUGGGGGCGAGGAGGAAGAAGAGGAGGACGAGGAGGAGGACGAGGACGAGGACGAGGACGAGGAGGACGAGGAUGGGGAAGGAGAAGCCGGAGGGACCCGAGGGAGAAGAAGCGAUGCUGAGCCCGGUGGCGGCAGCAACAACAGAGGAAGCUUCCGGGAUGGUGAGUACGACCGGGAACAGAGACGGCCAGGCAUCAGGGUUCGCCGAGCGUGGGGUCAGGCCGCCGACACCUCCGAGAAUGCCGACGUUGUACUGCCACUGCCACCAGGCGCGGCAGCGGUGGAAGCGGCGGCAGCGGCGGAGGGGCCACGAGUUGUGGGAGAUGCUGGUGGUGGGGGGGGUGGCGGGGGCGGUUGGACUGAGGGGACAACAGCCCAACCCUCUAGGGGAGAAGCGGGAUUGGACUCAUCGGAGGAGAGCCGGAAUAGCUACUACCCGUACGACCAAAGCCAGCUUGAGAGCGAGGCGAAAGCCUUGAACGGUCACAGUGGAAUGCACUACGACGACGACAGCACCAAUAAGAACGACAACGACGUCGGAAAACCGGAGAAGCUUUUUCAGCGCCGCUAUCCACAACCGGCAAGCCAAGCCUCCUCCUCCUCCUGCCCGGCGUCCGCUUCUGCUCCCGAUCCUGCUCAUACCGCUGAGAGCACUACCGCGAACGUUGUUGCAGCUGGGAAGCACAGCCAAAGAAGUGGCACGCGAGAGAGCAAGCGCUCCUCACGCCUCACGCCCGCGCGCGCUGAUGUCAGCGGUGAAACCCCCACUCCUCGCCUUCCGCAUCAUGGCGCUGCUUCCGGAACCAACGACACUGGUACGCAUGGGAGGCCAGAAACGCGUACGGUCGGCACGGUUUCUGCGGCGGCAGCGGCGGUGGAAAGGCCGCCGAGGGCUGAGUCUUCCCCGUCGCCGCCACCAACGGCACCCGCGGGGAGGCUUGCAGAUCGAAUCCGGACGCUCAGGGAGAGGUGUUGCCUGGGGCUUGGAGCCGAUGCGUUCGAGAGGGCAUACGGUUACUUAAAGGAAGAUAGGGUUGUUUCCAGGCCCAUCUGGGGCGAACGUCUCGGAAACCCUCUUCACAAAGCGAGCCUCGCGUUCUCGAUAAAUCGGGUGUAG